AUGGAAGAAGACGAUGUUGACGCUAUUAUCGAGGAAAACGGUGUUGACUACGAAAGCGAUUUCGAGCUUUCCUCAAACCUCCGUGACUUUGCCGCCGCUGCUCAGUCCGGUGACGUCGUCGCCUUGCGCACCGCCAUUGAUAAUCUGAAUGGGCGAGUUGAUGAGCCACUUGAGGAUAAUGACUCGGCACUUCACCUUGCGUGUCUCUAUGGUCACCUUCCUUGUGUUCAGCUUCUCCUGGAGAGAGGUGCUAAUAUGGAGAUCAAAGAUGAAGAUGAAGCCAUUCCUCUGCAUGAUGCUUGUGCUGGAGCAGGAUACUUAGAGAUAGUCGAGCUUCUAUUUAGCCGAGCUACUGGUCCUGAAUAUGUGAAGAGAAUGAUUGAAACUAUUGAUGUAGAAGGUGACACUCCUCUGCAUCAUGCAGCCAGAGGCGAGCAUGUCAAUGUGAUUAAUUUUUUGCUGAGUUCAGGUGCUUCACCAACAAUCAAAAACUCGUAUGGGAAGACACCAAGUGAACUAGCUGAUGUAAACACUGAUGCUAAGAGGAUCCUCGAAGCUGCCACUGGCGACUCACUUAGCUCCUAA
Molecule: messenger RNA, 585 nt
Organism: Eruca vesicaria subsp. sativa (arugula)
Lineage: Eukaryota; Viridiplantae; Streptophyta; Magnoliopsida; Brassicales; Brassicaceae
Source: the annotation of a GenBank genome assembly